AUGACACUAGCGUCGUUUUAUAGUACACAAAUCAUUUCCAACGAUCUUUUACCAAAUUUUACUCUCGCUUCCAUUCCGAUAGAUUUACAAAGAUUUACCAACGAUGUUGCAAAGACGAUCACGAUCAAAUCCAUCAAACUUUCUUCAGUUGAUGAUAAUUCAAUUCAAUUUAUUUGUGGUAGAUCAAAGACCAAAAAUUCUAAAAUAAAGAAUUUGUUAGAAUGGAUUAAAGAUGAUGAGAUCGUAAAUUUAAUCAAAAAUUUCGAAUUGAAACUUGGAACUUACGAAAUAUUCUUCAAAAAAUCGAAUGACGAUGAUGUCCCAAAGAAAUAUACUACAGGAAAUGAAGAAGAUCUUAAAGAACUUGCAGAACUUGGAGUUUUCAAUGCUCAAAUAAUUUUAGGUCUCUUGUAUGCAAAAUGUAUUGAAUCAAAAAUUGAGCAAAGCGAUAUCAAAGCGAUCGAAUUGUUUCAAAAGGUUUCAGAACAAGGUUCUUUCGAAGGAGAUCUUUGUCUUGGAUUUAUUUAUUCUAAAGAACACAGUUCUAUAUAUGAUCCACAAAAAGCAUUCGACCAUUAUAAAAAAGCUUCAGAGAAAGGAAAUGGUAUUGCAAUGAGAAAUUUAGCAAUAAUGCAUUUGGUUGGAGAAGGUGUACCUCAGAAUCUCAGAGAAUCGGUUAAAUUAUUUAAAAAAGCGAAUAAUCAAUUUGGAGAUAGUGUGUCGGGAAAUAUUUUAGGAAUAUUAUAUCAAAAGGGAAUAGGCGUUCCCAAAAGUUUACAUGAAUCUGUGAAAUAUUUUAGGAAAGCAUCUGACUCAAACGAUAUCAAUGCGAAAAUUAACCUCGGAUUGCUUUUAUUCAACGGUGAAGGAGUAGAAAAGAAUGAAGCUGAAGCUGUAAAGUUAUUCCAGGUAGCAGCUGAACAUGGAUUCGUACGAGCACAAAUUUUAUUAGCUAAAGCUUACGAACGUGGAUUAGGAGUUGAAAAGAAUUACGAAAAAGCUAUUGAAUGGUUCUCAAAAGUUGCCGAACGUGAGGGAACGGAUUCUUCCAUAGAUUAUGUCGGGGAAUCGCAAUAUUGCCUUGCAUGUUUAUAUGAAAAGGGCUUUGGAGAUAAAGAGAAGGACCCAGAGAAGGCUUUGUAUUGGUUUACGAAAUCUUCAGAAAAUAAUUAUUUAACGGCUCAAGUUACGCUUGGUGAUAUGUAUCGAGAUGGUCAUGGUGUGGAAGUUGAUGAAGGAAAAGCUUUAAAAUGGUACAUUACAGCCGCAAAAUAUAAUAAUUUUCAAGCACAAUUCGUCUUGGGAGAAUUAUAUGAAGUGAGUUCAUUAGGCGUGAAAAAAGAUGAAACGAAAGCUCUUCAAUGGUAUAAGAAAUCCGCCGAACAAGGUUACAUUAUGGCCUUGAUGAGGCUUGGACUUGGCACUGGUAGUGAUCCUGACGUCUCUAGAAAAUUACAAAUGAUUACUAAAUUACCUUCUGUUAAAACAUUAGAACAAUCCGGUCAAGCUCCUCAACCUACGAUGAUCGAUGACGAUGAGAUUUUGGAAAAAAUAGGCAAUUUGAAAGAUGGUGAAAAAUUAGAAGUAGAUGAUGUAAAUGGUAGUUGUGAGAAUCAAUAA
Funneliformis caledonium is the source of this 1620-nucleotide messenger RNA. The record is from the annotation of a GenBank genome assembly. Lineage: Eukaryota; Fungi; Glomeromycota; Glomeromycetes; Glomerales; Glomeraceae.